This is a messenger RNA of Durio zibethinus, 3702 nucleotides long. RefSeq names its product TSL-kinase interacting protein 1. Gene Ontology annotation, molecular function: chromatin binding. Gene Ontology annotation, cellular component: nucleus. Gene Ontology annotation, biological process: pattern specification process. The record is from RefSeq and is a predicted model, not a curated record. Lineage: Eukaryota; Viridiplantae; Streptophyta; Magnoliopsida; Malvales; Malvaceae.
UCAUUAUUUUCUUUAGUUUUUUUUUUUUUUCAUAUUAUUAAUUUUUUGCCGAUCAACUUUUACUGUAGUUCGAAACCCUAGCUUUUGUUUGGCAGUCGAGAAAAUUUAAAUUAUUGUAUUGUCUUAUGUGUUUUUCUUUUCUGUUCUAUUUAUUUUGAUGUGGAAAAGUGGAAUUCAAAUUGGUCAAUUAGUCGUACAGUUGACUUCAGAUUUUUUUUUUCGCCCUAUGGGAUCUCAUGAACUUGAAACAAAUUAAGCUCGAAAUUUGUUGCUUUUAGGUUUCUCGCAAUUCUUAGCAACUGGAAAGAGUUUUUUUCCCCUUCUGUUUAAAAUCUGCAUAUUUUUAAAGCCGUAUUGCUUGAUCAUUUUAGUUGAAUUCGAUUAUCAACAGAUGUAUUUGGAGAUCGAAUUUGUUGGUUUUAGGGUUUAUUUGUGUAAGGAAAUUCAAAUGUUAUCAGGAUAAAUAAUGUAUGGUUAAGAAGAUUGUUUUGUUUGGGCUACUUGAUUUUAUACAAAUUUGAAGAGGAUGAAGCAAUAGUUUUCAUGUGAUGCCAUCAACAUGCAGACAGAGUCACAGGUCUCCUUAGCCUCUGAGGCACAACAUAAUCAAGAAAAUAUUCCUAUUCAGGUAGGAGAUCCCAGUGUAGCGCUAUCCACCUCAAAUAAUAUUGUGCCAGAGCAACCUGCCAAAAAACCAACUCGACAAUGGGCUGCCUGGACACGUCAAGAGGAAGAGAGUUUCUUCACUGCAUUACGACAAGUUGGGAAGAAUUUUGAGAAGAUCACAUGUCGUGUGCAAAGUAAAAACAAGGAUCAGGUGAGACAUUAUUACUAUCGUCUUGUGAGGCGGAUGAACAAGCUUCUGGGUCCGGGAUUAUGUUUGGAUGCCAAAAACUCUAAAGAUACUAAUGCAGCAAUGCUUCGCUGGUGGUCUCUAUUGGAAAAGUAUAGCUGCAGAGCCUCAAAACUUCAUCUAAAACCUCGAAGAUUUAAAAUUUUUGUUGAAGCUUUGGAGCACCAACUCUUGAAAGACCGGAAGAAGAAUGUAAGAAAACGAACCUCUCAGGGGGAGAAUAGUUCACCUACAUCUCCCAAUAAUGUCACAAAUCAGAGUAGGGCUUCUGGACAUGAUGCUCGUACAGUCAAACUGGUUCUUGUAGACAGUCAAAACAUUCAAAAAUUAGGACCUGGAAAAAGUUCAUUCAAGCGUAAUAGCAAUGUGGGUAUCAAUCGUAGCAAUGGCAAAGGCGAGCCGAAUACCAUGAAACCUGCAAGGCAACGACGGAAACCAGGUGCCUUAUCAGCUGCGUAUAAAAAAUGGGAACAGGCUGCAAUUGCUGGGGUUUCUUUGGUCGCUGAUGCUGCUGAGCAUUUGGAGAGAACGAUUAAUGAUAAAGAAAUUGAGCAUGGACAAGAUACACCAGUCCCAGGGCAUAAAAUUCUUCACCCAGUUGAAAAUAAUCAACUUCCCUUGCCUACUUUCUCUCAAAAUCCUUUUGCUGAGAGCAACAUACAUGCUGCUGGGAAACUUAAGCUCCAACUCUUUCCAAUUGAUGACAUUACUAGAAGAGCCUUGGAAAUGGAUAAACACAAUCCACACUUGGAACUCACUCUUAGUAUUCGGAAGAAGAUAUCAUCAGUAUUGGAGCAUCUGAAUCGAAAAUGGGGCAACUCAAGUGUAGCAUCAGGAGAGCUUAUGCUUUUCCCUUAUUGUGUUCAAAGAGAAAACCUUAGGGGUUAUCAGAGCUGGACUCAAGCGUCCAUUGUCAGUGCAGCAGAUGUAUAUGCAACAAUUGGAAGGCCCCCACUAUUUCGCCUAAGGUAUGGUUGGUUUUCUGAUACUGAAGUUGCAUCUUUGACGUGGCAAGCACCUGUUUCUUCAUCCUACCUUCCAAGUGUGCAUAAUAUGAACGUUGAAAAUAGGAAAUGCUGUGUUGUGGAAGAAGUACGAGUAUCUGUCUCAUCUACCAGUGAUCUGUCUAAGAAACUUGAUGAUCCUUGCAAGAAUCAGCCAAUAUUACAGAAAGAAAAUAAUGCCCUUGAACCUCCUUUAACCGGUUUUCCCAAUGACAUGAGCACAUACCUUACCACUGGUCUUGAAGAUAAUCUUGGGGAUUCUCCUAUUCCUGCAAGAAAUGCAUCAUCAGAUAGAAGUGAGACUUGCAAUGUUCCUAUUAUGAGACGGUUGGAAGAUGCAGAUGAUCAGAGAUUGAACAAUAAUACUGCUGCAUUAUCUGCUGGAGAAUGGGCUGACAGUCUCACAAACAUAAGUGUUGGAGAUCUUCUUGCAGAAGUGCCUCAGGACUUGGAUGGUAACUGUGUUGACCGCCCUGUUGCAGACAGCUUGCAAUGUCUACAGCAGAUUCCAUUUAGCUGUGAUUCAUUUGACGCAGCUAUUGCUGCUCAUAUAUCUAGACAUCAAAACAAGAUGGAAAUUCCAUCAUUGGCAUUCCAUGUAUCUUCUAUCUGGGAUGCUGAAGAAACAUGUGAUGCCUUCUCAUUUCCAAAGAAUCCCAUUCCCUGUGCAGACAUUUGCAGAUUCUCCAGUGUUACUUCCCAAGCAGCCUGCAAACAGAUUGCAAGACCAAACUCAGUGGGAUCAAGCACUCCUACUAAGGCGUCACCUGAUCCAGAGGAGCCAAUGGAAAAUUCUGCUUGUGAAGACUUCACAGAUGAGUGUCCAUCUGAUCCACACAUCAUGGAUGCUACGGAAAAGGUUUUCAAUGGGCUGACUGACAUUUAUUGGCCUGACUCUUUAGGACCACUAGAUCUUGAUGUACCAUCUUGUAAGUAUCAUAGUGAAGACUUAAUUUUAGGUGACAGCCUUGGAGAUUUAAACCGUCUAAUAGCAAGUAGUCUGGAUGCUUUUCAAAAUUGCUCAUUUUUCGGGUCGGACAAGAAAGAAUCAACAUCAACAGUAGAAGCUCGGAACGCUGUCUCCUCAGCUUUUAAAAUUGGCAGUGAGGGUUGAAAUCUUAAUCAAGUUCGAUUUUAGUGAAGACACUAAUUGAGAGUAAAAGGUAUGUUUUUGGGAACUUUCGAGGCUUGACUAACAAGUUUAUCUGACCUGAAAGUGUUAAGAGACAGGCUGGUGCGAGCCAGGAGAAUUUUGGCUUUAUUAGAGAAUUUCUCUGAUGAACGAGCCUUGUCAACUUGUACAAAGCACUUCACUUCCUACACUUGUGGUGGCGGACUUCUGUCAGUUUGUAUCUUUCUUGUAUACUUGUUUAUAGUCUGACGAUUAACGAAGCAACUCAAAUAGACGACUCCAGAUCAGCCGUUCUAUAUAUUUUAUUUGACGUUCUUGGUUUUUGUUCAGUUGCUAUAUGUGUUAAUUGAAUGGAUUUUUUUGAGAAGAUUCAGCUUUCCUGCUUUUAAAAUUUGCAUUCAUAUAUCAGUGAGGCUGUAUUAAAGCCAUCUUAAUUCUUAACAACCUAAAGAAACAAAAACCAAAUAUUCCUUUAUGAUUUGAUGUCUUUCACUUGCAUUUAAUGAUGAAGUGAAUGUUAAUUAUUAAUUACUGGAUGCAUGAAUUGAAAAUGAAAUGAAUAGAAUCACACGACUGUGAAUUUUUAGGCUUCGGUCGGAUUUCAUCGCAGGUAGAGUCGGGGUUUUCAAGUGUGUUGUCUUUUUCGGUUUUCCGUCGAAAGGGGAAGGGUCUAGUAAUUGAUCUUAAGAUAGUCGUUUGCGUGAGAAAAUACU